Messenger RNA from Bipolaris sorokiniana ND90Pr, 935 nucleotides. RefSeq lists its product as uncharacterized. Gene Ontology annotation, biological process: signal transduction. The transcript is spliced from 5 exons. Lineage: Eukaryota; Fungi; Ascomycota; Dothideomycetes; Pleosporales; Pleosporaceae. The record is from RefSeq and is a predicted model, not a curated record. Gene Ontology annotation, molecular function: GTPase activity; GTP binding; GDP binding. Bases 176 to 853 code for a protein of 225 amino acids. Gene Ontology annotation, cellular component: plasma membrane.
UUGCGCUGUGACAGGGAGGAAGAAGCAAGGGCGUCUUUUGGGGCGACGCGCAAGCAAGCCAGAACCUUGGGGCUGACAGAGGCGAAACGCGAUUGCGACAACCAUCACACAUUCUGCAACCCGCCAAAGAAAAGCGCAGAGUACUGGCAUCGAAACUGCGCAAGAGGUGGACAGCAUGGACGAGAAUAACAGAAUAACGAUUACCGUGUGCGGUGACGGAGGAUGCGGAAAGAGCUCAAUCACAUUACGGCUCGUGAGAAGUGAAUGGACGUCCGAAUAUGAUCCUACAAUAGAAGACUCAUACUCGGUGACACGUACCAUAGAUGGCGUCCCCUACUACCUGAUGCUCACCGACACGGCUGGUCAAGAAGAAUACCGUGGUCUCUGGGCGGCAUCCAACUUGCAAUCUGAUGCCUUUCUUCUCGUCUACGACAUCACCGCCGCGAACUCGCUCGAUGCACUGGAUUACUUCAUGGAGAUGAUCGAUAUGGAGACGGACAACCGGUUAGACAAUGGCAAGAUACCACCUAUCAAGUGUGUGGUGGGUAACAAGUGCGAUUUGCAGGGUCAACGGGUGAUUGAGGCAAAGAAGGGGUUGGAGUGGGCGCGAAAUCGAAAAUGCGGCUUCAUGGAGACGAGUGCGAGAGAGAUGGUCAACAUCGAGGAGACAUUUGCUCUCCUUGUACGCCGUGUUGUAGAAGCUCGCAGACUUACUGCAAACGAGAACGCCGCAAACCGUACUGCCGCCCUACCCAUCUCAAAUGCAAAUCUUUCUGGAGCACAUACCUACAGCGAGAAGCACGAUUCCGACGAGUCAAGACAAAGCUUCUGGAGUAAACUGAAAUGCUGGUAGUUGCUUUCUCCAAUUUCAACUACCGCACUUACUGCGUGUUUGCGUUUUCCCUUGCGAAACCACACCGCUUUAGAGGGGUAAG